Molecule: messenger RNA, 1302 nt
Organism: Trypanosoma theileri
Lineage: Eukaryota; Euglenozoa; Kinetoplastea; Trypanosomatida; Trypanosomatidae
Product: putative protein kinase, putative,cdc2
Exons: 1
Coding region: 1-1302 (433 amino acids)
Biological process (GO): intracellular signal transduction; protein phosphorylation
Cellular component (GO): nucleus; cytoplasm
Molecular function (GO): ATP binding; MAP kinase activity
Source: RefSeq, a predicted model, not a curated record
AUGAGUUCCCCCACAUGGUCUGUCUACGAGGGUGGAUGGGGAGAAGUUUCUGAGGAUAAUAAUGAUAGUCUUCCGCCGGAACUUUCACUAAAGGGAUGUGGGUUACGCCGUGUUUCUCUCUUACAGCGGGGUGCACAGGGUGCUGUUUAUAUUGCCGAAGAUGCAAACAAUCAACUUUUUGCCGUGAAAAGACUCUUUACACAACGCAGCGAUUUUGGUAUUCGUGGAAUCUCUGAAAAUGCACUACGAGAAGUGACAUUACUUUCACUCAUUGCCAAGAAAUCUUUACGAAAUGAUGAUGAUGAUGAUGAUGUGAAGCGUGAAUUUGGGAUAGUACAUCUAUACAAAGUUGUAGAAGCACCUUAUCAUGAGCUUUGUCUCGUUAUGGAAAUGUGUCCACUCGAUCUCUCACAAAUAGUAAUUCAAAAGAAAAGAAAACUACAUAGUACCCGUCUUUUAUCUACAGAUUCCUCUAUACGAUGUCCUAUUUUAGCAAAUGUAAAUGUUAUUCAAUAUCUUAUGAGAGGAAUUCUUCAUAUUUUAAAAUAUCUUCAUGAUGAUUGUCAUAUCAUUCAUCGUGAUGUUAAACUUAGUAACUUUCUUCUUCACGAAGAUGGACGUAUUCGAUUAACGGAUUUUGGUAGUGCUCGUUUAAUGCAUGAUGAAGAAGAAUUAUCAUCUAAUCCUUCUUCUGGUGAAUAUACCCCCUCUGCUAUUCGAACUACAAUAAUUUAUGAAGCUCCAGAGUGUCUUUUGGGUAAUCGGGUUUAUACAUCUGCAAUAGAUAUAUGGGCAGCUGGUGUUGUAUUUGCAGAGUUAGUUCUUCAGCAGCAUCUAUUUAAGAGUCGUAGUGAAUUGGCAGUACUUUCAGAUAUUUGGAAACUCCUCGGUACACCACCAGAUGACCCAAGUACUACUAAUACUAAUACUACUAAUGGUAGUAGUAAUAAUAGUGAAAGUUCCGUCACCUACUUGGUACGUACGGAGCCAACUCUUUCUACAAAGUUUCCUGAAAACAUUUUACCCGCAGAAGGACUGGAUUUACUUCAACGCAUGUUAGAGCUAGAUCCCAAGAAGCGUAUUACGGCCUCUGCAGCAUUAUCUCAUCCAUUCCUUAAUAGUACACAUAAUAACUGUGAAGAAGGCAGACGUCUUUGGCAGACAAAAUCGCAGACAUCUGCACAAGAGGUGGAGAAAACUGUCACUGUUGGAAUGCAGGCACUUUGUAUGCCCGAUGAUAGCUUUAAUGAGAAUGAGGAUGAUAGUGAGCAAAACGAAGAAGAUCACUACCGUUUCUUUUGA